Meriones unguiculatus (Mongolian gerbil) is the source of this 3250-nucleotide messenger RNA. It is a transcript of the gene Plekhg6, whose product is annotated as pleckstrin homology and RhoGEF domain containing G6. Bases 696 to 3050 code for a protein of 784 amino acids. The transcript has 16 exons. The record is from RefSeq and is a predicted model, not a curated record. NCBI's taxonomy places the organism in Eukaryota, Metazoa, Chordata, Mammalia, Rodentia, Muridae. Gene Ontology annotation, molecular function: guanyl-nucleotide exchange factor activity; GTPase activator activity.
AGAGGAUCCCUGAGCCUACGCCCUUCCUGAGGCUGGCUCCCUUUCAGGUUAACGGUCUAGGACAGGCAAGAGGGACAUGGGCGCAGAGAAGGGAGGGAUACCUGCCUCAAGUUACUUGGUCAUUACUCUCACCACCUCCGCCUAGCGGCGCCCAACCUCUCAUUUACCCCUCAUUACCCUGGCGCCUGGCAGGGGUCUGGCCGGGAACGGAGGACACGCUGGUGGCCUGCGUGUGGCACAGGUUCCAGCCCUUCGCCCCGACUGGGUGGCAACUGGCUGGCUAGUUCAGGUGCAAAAGAAAUGGAGAGGGCGCACACCGGGAAGUGAAUGCUCCUGGUCCGGGAGUGGUGGGUGGCUGUGUACUCGAGUCACCGCCCGGGUGACCGCGACGGCGACGACGCUGCGAGGCCCGCAGGGAGGGGGAGGUGCCAGCCCGCGUCCCGCCCCUCGGCCUCCACCUUCGCCUCCCCUCCCGGCCCGUGCUGCCCGGUCUCGCGGGCCUCUCGGUCCCAGUCCCAGCCUGGGACAGAGGGGCUGCUGUCGCCGAGGAAGCUGACAAUGACCCGGAGUCUCGCAUGCCCCAGCGGGCAUCAAGGACAGCGGACGCCCGGACACCUGCGCUCACAGAAAAGGGGACCCCCUUUCUCUUGGAUGCUGGAGCUAUGAUCCUCCGGGGGUAAUCCUUGAGAGAAGCAAUGCAAGCCUUUGGCCCUCCAAAUGACAGCCCCCUCCAAGGCCUGGUUGCUUCCCGAAUUGAGACUUAUGGGGGCCGCCACCAGACCUCUGCCCAGAGCAAUGCUGGGAAUAUUUAUCCAAGAGGAGGCCCUGUAUUGGACCCAGGUCGCCGACGCCUCCAGCACUAUGUCCCUUUUGCCAAAGGCUCUGGCCAGACCCGAGGCCUGUCUCCUCUGAAACUCCGGGAACUAGAGCCAGAGAAGAGGCAUGGAGGCCAUUUUGGGGUUGGCCCACCUCACUCCCCCAAACUCAAGGAAGUCACCAGGGCCCACGAGCUGGAGGUGAGACUGCACACCUUCAGCAUGUUUGGGAUGCCCCGCCUGCCGCCCGAGGACCGGAGACACUGGGAGAUAGGAGAGGGAGGUGACGGCGCCCUGACCCUGGAAAAGUCCUGGAAGGAGCUGGUGCUUGGACACAAGGAGAUGAGCCGCGAGCUUUGCCACCAGCAGGAAGCGCUGUGGGAGCUCCUGACCACCGAGCUGAUCUACUUGAGAAAGCUCAAGAUCAUGACUGAUCUCCUGGCAGCUGGUCUGCUGAACCUGCAGCGGGUGGGGCUGCUGACUGAGGUGUCAGCCGAGAUGCUGUUUGGAAAUGUCCCCAACCUGAUUAGAGCCCACCGGAGCUUUUGGGAGGAGGUGCUGCAGCCCGCCCUGGAAGACACUCGCACCUCUGGCCAGCCUCUGGACCCCGUCAGCUUACAAAAUGGCUUCCUGACAUUUGGCCAGCGGUUCCAGCCUUAUGUCCAGUACUGCCUGCGAGUAAAGCGGACCAUGGCGUAUGCCCGGGAGCAGCGAGACACGAACCCUCUGUUCCACGCUUUUGUGCAGUGGUGUGAGAAGCACAAGCGCUCCGGAAAACAGACCCUGGGCGACUUGCUCAUUAAACCUCACCAGCGCAUCACCAAGUACCCACUGUUGCUGCAGGCUGUGCUCAAGAGAUGCCCCGAGCCCCGAGCCCAAGAGGCCCUGAAUGCCAUGGUUGCAGCUGUGGAGUCCUUCCUGAGACACAUAAAUAGGCAGGUCCGCCAGGGUGAAGAGCAGGAGAGCUUGGUGGCUGCGGCCCAGCGCAUAGGACCCUACGAGGUGCUAGAGCCCUCCAGCGAGGAAGUGGAGAAGAACCUGCGUCCCUUUUCUACCCUGGAUCUAAUGACCCCCAUCCUAGGGGUUGCCGCUGAGCACACUAGGCAACUACUGCUGGAAGGACCCGCGAGAGUGAAGGAAGGUAGAGAAGGGAAGAUAGAUGUCUACCUGUUCCUCUUCUCUGAUGUUCUCCUGGUAACCAAACCUCAACGCAAGGCGGACAGAGCCAAGGUCAUCCGUCCCCCUCUCAUGCUGGAGAAGCUUGUGUGCCGACCGCUGCGAGACCCCAACAGCUUCCUGCUGAUCCACCUCACUGAAUUCCAGUGUGUCGCCAGUGCCCUCACCGUGCACUGUCCCAGUUCAACAGAGCGUGCCCGGUGGCUGGAGAAGACCCAGCAGGCCCAGGCCACUCUGCAGAAGCUGAAGGCUGAGGAGUAUGUUCAACAGAAGAGGGAGCUCCUGGCCAUCUACCGCAACCAGGGCAGGGAGUCCCCCAGCACCAGGCCCUCCACUCCUUCCCAGGAGGACUCUCAGAGCAGUGCCGAGGGGAGGACUUUGGAGUUCUCCGUCAUCCCUCGCCUGGUGGUGACUGAAGAUACAGAUGAAGAUGCCGCCUCCGUGACCGACGAUGCCUCAGACUCUGGCUACGGCACCCUGAUUCCAAGCUCCCCCAAGAACUCUCAUUCCCCCCUGAGCAGGCUUCGGACCAAGGCCCUCCGGAGGGACCCUCGUCUCACCUUCUCCACCCUGGAACUCAGAGACGUUCCUUUGCGCCCGCAGCCUCCUGACCCCCAAGCUCCCCAGCGACGGAGUGCCCCAGAAUUUCCCGACGGGAUCUUAAGAGGGGGCAGUCUACCCAGGACAGCUCCCCCGACCUGGUCGGAGGAGGAAGAUGAGGCCUCCACCCCGGGGAGCGUGGUGGUAGAAACCCUAAACCGGGCGCAGAGUCGCAGUCCGCGCUCCCACUCUCCCCCCCACACCGACUCGGCCGGGGAAAGCCCCUGGGAGUCCUCAGACGAAGAGGAGAGGCCUUUGUCCCCAGGACUCCGCCCCCGCCCCCUGCGGGCUGAGGACAUGCUCAGGGAGAUAAGGGAGGAGCUGGCCAGCCAAAGGAUUGAGGGAGCCUCGGAACCCGGGGAAGGCAAGCCCCGGAGGCUGACACGAGCUCAGCUGCAGAGAAUGAGGGGCACCCACGUCAUACAACUGGACACACCCCUGUCCACAUCAGAAGUGUGAGCAAUGCUGAGGCCUCCCGGUACAUCCUCUAGAGGAACUGUCUCCCCAAGAGUGCUGGCCACCACCCUCCCCCUGGAGUCUACCUCAAGGAUCCGCUUCAAAACAAGCCCGACCCAGGCCCCCUCCUCCUGCUCUGAGGACUCCGGAGGUUAAGACAGGGACACACCCUUGAGCCCCACAUAAAACUGCCCAGAAACAUG